GAAGCGUCAUGUCAGAGUGCCGGGAGAGCUAGUUUUGUGAGAGAGGCGAGACCACCGGUCUGUGGGCAAGACGGAGACAGAGACCGUUUGAGAGGAGCAGCACUGAGUCUCAACACUAGGAGGAGGACGUUACAUCAGACCUUAUAGCAUCUAAUCUAAAACCAGCAUCCCUGUACACUACUACUGUUCCUCUCAGCGUUGCCAUGGAGCUGAGUCACGCCAAUGGGGAGUUUGCGCUGGAUGUGUUCCGUGCCCUGUGCAAGGAGAGUGAGGGGCCCCGGCCCAGCAGUCUGAUCAUCAGCCCCCUCAGCAUCAGCACAGCGCUGGCCAUGGUGUACCUGGGGGCCCGCAACAAGACACAGGAGGAGAUGGGGAAGGUGUUGAAGUUUGGCCAGGUGUCUGAUGUCCACUCCCACUUUAACUCCCUGAUGGAGAAGAUCACAGCUCCGAGCUCCUACACUCUCAAUCUGGCCAAUCGGCUCUUUGGUCAGCAGAGCUUCAACUUCUCACAGGAGUUUCUGGGGGAGGUCCAGAAGAAGUACCUCGCGGAUCUGCAGGCCAUGGAUUUCGUCUCAGCAACUGAAGCAGCCAGAGGCACCAUCAACACAUGGGUGGAGGACAAGACUGAGAACAAGAUUAAGGAGCUACUGAAGGCUGGGGUGUUGACCCCGAUGACUCGCCUGGUGCUGGUGAACGCUGUGUACUUUAAAGGCAACUGGAUGCAUCGCUUCAAGCCAGAGAACACCAAAGAGAAGCCCUUCAAGAUCACCAAGACGGAGACGCGCCCCGUUCAGAUGAUGCACCAGAAACAGAAGCUGCCUCACAACUGGGUGCGGGAGCCUAACCUGCAGGUGGUGGAGCUGCCCUACACAGACCCCCAGCUCAGCAUGGCCAUCCUCCUGCCACCAGAGGACACCCUGGACACGAUCACCUCAUUGGCAGAGGAACUUAACAUCUUUUUUGCCCGCUUUGAGGUACAGCCACCUGACACUGCCAUCCAUAACACACCAGGAUACAGCAGUCACUCUCUCGUGCUGGAGGAACAGCAGGUGAUGAGUAAGCUGACCAUCUCCAAGCUGCUGGAGUGGACCGAUCCAUCCAACCUGCGCCGUCAAAACGUGCACCUGCACCUGCCCCGCUUCAAGCUAGAGAGCAGUGCCUCGCUGGCGGGCACGCUGACCGUGCUGGGCAUGGGCUCGCUGUUCGACUGCUCCAGCGCCGACCUGACGGGCAUCAGCGUUGACAGAGGGCUGUCCCUGUCAGCGCUGGCACACGGAGUCGUGUGUGAGGUGAACGAGGUGGGCACGGAGGCGGCGGCUGCCACAGUGGACAUAUGCAUGACUGUAAGCAUAGAUCGCACCCUGAUCUUCAUGGCAGACCACCCCUUCCUCUUCCUCAUCAUGCACAAGCCCACGCGCAGCAUCCUCUUCCUCGGCAGCUACUGUGGGCCGGAGUGAGGAAGGAACUGGAGGAGGAGAUAUUGUUUGUCAACCAGUAAAUAAUGCUUCAAAAUCCUUUUUGUGGUUCAUCAAACAACUCCACUCC
Messenger RNA from Engraulis encrasicolus (European anchovy), 1545 nucleotides. Its product is annotated as leukocyte elastase inhibitor-like. The record is from RefSeq and is a predicted model, not a curated record. The transcript is spliced from 9 exons. Gene Ontology annotation, biological process: negative regulation of endopeptidase activity. Gene Ontology annotation, molecular function: serine-type endopeptidase inhibitor activity. NCBI's taxonomy places the organism in Eukaryota, Metazoa, Chordata, Actinopteri, Clupeiformes, Engraulidae. The coding region runs from base 204 to 1457 and encodes 417 amino acids.